Messenger RNA from Triplophysa rosa, 3303 nucleotides. RefSeq names its product ST6 (alpha-N-acetyl-neuraminyl-2,3-beta-galactosyl-1,3)-N-acetylgalactosaminide alpha-2,6-sialyltransferase 6 (gene st6galnac6). NCBI's taxonomy places the organism in Eukaryota, Metazoa, Chordata, Actinopteri, Cypriniformes, Nemacheilidae. Gene Ontology annotation, biological process: ganglioside biosynthetic process; oligosaccharide metabolic process. The record is from RefSeq and is a predicted model, not a curated record. Gene Ontology annotation, molecular function: alpha-N-acetylgalactosaminide alpha-2,6-sialyltransferase activity. Bases 136 to 1065 code for a protein of 309 amino acids. The transcript has 6 exons.
CGCAUGCGCACAAACGGAGAUUAUUAUGAGACGGAUGGCAGAAACGACUGAUGAUGAUGAUGCUGCGCGGAUCAAACGACAGCCGCUAUGAAACCUGAAGCAUCGGCAUGAGUAUUGAGACCUGAUAGAAGAAGAAUGAGACCGCAGUUCGUAGAUAAACAAUGGGAGCAGGGAAAGCGGAUGGCGAUCUAUGGGCUGGCUUUCCUCAUCAUGACCCUCCUCAUCCUGUACAGCUCAAACAGCACCGCCGAUCUCUACAGCCCCUUCAGAGACUCGCAUGACGUCCACCGCACCGUCCACAACACCAACCUCAAGAAAUGGGCCGGAAAGGACGGAUACGUGCCUGUUUACGGCAACAAGAGCAUGAAUCUGCGCUGCCGUCAGUGUGCGCUGGUGACCAGCUCCAGUCACGUUUUGGGGACUCGCGCAGGAGACGAGAUCGACCGUAACGAGUGUGUCAUCCGCAUGAACGACGCCCCCACCAGCGGUUACGAAUCGGACGUGGGGAACCGAACCAGCGUGCGCGUCGUGGCUCAUUCCAGCGUGUUCCGGGUGGUCCGGAAACCGGCGGAGUUCCUCAAUCGCUCGGAGAACGCCGCCGUUAUAUUCUGGGGUCCGGCUUCAAAGAUCGGACGGGCCGCAAAGGGAACUCUGUACCGUCUGAUCCAGAGAGUCAGUAUGACCUACAGUAACCUUUCCUUCUUCAUCAUCUCUCCCAACAAAAUGCAGAAGUUUGACAAACUCUUUCAGAAAGAGACCGGCCGAGACAGAAAAAAGUCUCAGUCUUGGUUAAGCACAGGGUGGUUCACUAUGGUGAUUGCGAUAGAGAUGUGUGACAACGUCAAGAUUUAUGGGAUGGUACCGCCCAACCACUGCGGGAGACUUCCACAGCCCAAACGCAUGCCUUAUCACUACUACAAACCCAGAGGUCCAGACGAGUGCUUGACGUACCUGCAGAACGAGAGAGGCCGGCGUGGAUCACAUCAUCGCUUCAUCACUGAGAAACAAGUGUUUGCACGCUGGGCCAAGCUGUACAACAUCACCUACGCCUACCCCACAUGGUGAGCAACCGACACCAACUUCACAGAUCAAGACAGAACGAUCCAGUCCCAUAUUCAGCUCAGAGGUUCCCACACGGUCACAUCUGAACUCGAUGACCCGCCCUUUCACACGUGUGUUGCCCGAAGAUUUGAGCGAAAUGGAGAUCAUUCUCAUAUCCACGGGUGGACAGUCUCUGUUUUCUUUUGGAAUUCUCAGGAAAACAGAUGUGAACAGACGAUGGAACGUUUAUCCAGUUUUGUCUUAAGCAUGUUCCUAAAACAUCGACGUAUUACUGCCGUACGGUUCUCUUACUUCCCUUUCUCGACUCUCGCUUAUAAUCCAUCGUUUUACAGCGAACAGAGGCCUUUUAGGACAAGAAAGACUAGAACUUUGUCUCGUUUGCCAAAAGGUAGAUUCAUUUACAUUGUGCUACAAUCCGAAUGUCAUUUAAAGAGACCAGACGUUCAGAAAACAAUUCAAUUAAAAAUAUAAUUGUUUUAUUUUGUAAAUAAAAAGGAUGUACAUUGUUAUUUAAAAUGUAUUUUUACAUGUUUAUAUGGUGCCCUAAACGAAAACAGAUUACUAGAAACUAACAACACGUUUUUAGAUCCAACUAAAUCUGGAGUCAUUUAAAUGACAUUUUCAGAUUAACAACACACUUUCUGAAAUCUUUACCAACAAUCCGGUAUUCGUUUGCUCGGACCUUUAUGACAUCCUUCAGACUCAUAUUAAGAACAGAUCAAAUCUCCACUUCAUAUCUAGAACAUUAAAAAGUCCACGAACUCAAUGAUCACAGCCUUCAUUCAGCCAUAAACACAGUUUACAAUCUCCUGGUUUAUUCUGACCGACACUGUCAAGAACACAAUCAGCUCAUAAGUCACCUUUAGAGGUAAAAUACACCGAGAAAUAAUAUUUCUGUCAUCAUUUAUUCAUCCUCGUGUGGUUGUAAAUCUGUAUGUGAGUCUUUCUUCAGUGGAACACAAAAGAAGAUAUUUUGAGAAAUGUGUCUGUGGUUUUGUGUUCAUACAAUGGAAGUCAAUGGGGUUCAAUGUUGUUUGGUUACCAUCAUUCUUCAAAAUAUCUUCUUUUGUGUCCUGUAGAAAAAAGAAUGUCAAACAGGUUUGAAAUGAUAUGAUGAUGAGCAAAUAAUGAAAGAAUGAUCUCAUUUUUUGGGUGAAAUCAAAAAAAGAAAAUAUUUAAUGUCUUCUUCAGUUUGUUUUCUUUUCAAUCUGGGAUUUGAAUGUGACAUUUUUUACACCAAAAAUCACAGACAUACUGUGUUAAACAUGUGUGAACGUGUAGAGGCCUCUAGAUUUAUAAUGAUAUCUUUACAACAUGCUGUUUUAAUGUUAUUGAUAAACUCCUUUGGCUAAUAGCUGUUAGUACACAAACACACACACUUUUAAAUAUCAUGCUAUAAACUCGCUUCUGUUAACAAGUGAGAUGCCCUGCUCUCAUUGGACGAUGCUGCGUGUGGCACUGUGCUUUCAUUGGAGAAUUCGGUUGAGGUCUGUGCUGCUUUGGAUGUGUUUUGCCUUUGACCUGUAUAUCACCCGUCUGGUGCUCAGAUCACUCACAGCACACGGGUCAGUUUACUUUAUUUACUGAAUUUUACAUCAGACUUUCAUAUUCAAGGACGUGUACAAUGUGCUUAAGUCGAGCGAUUUUAAAGGAUUUAUUUACCUUCAUAUGGUUGAAACCUGUAUGUGACUCUUUCUUCAGCGGAACGCAAAAGAAGAUAUUUUUUAAAAUGUCUCAGUGGUUUUGUGUCAAUGUUUUUUAAUGAUCAACGCUCUUUAAAAAAUCGACUUUUGUGUUCUGUAGAAGAAGGAACAGGUUUAGAAUGAUACGAGUGUGAAUAAAUGAUGACGCCAUCAAUCGGACUAAAAUCUCAUUUUUGUUUUUUAUGGAGAAUUCGCGUCGGUCUGUGUUUUUAUGGAUAGUAGUAGGCAUUCAGACUGCUUUAUUUAACCAUCACGACAGAUCACCGUGUGCACGACCGCAGAUUUGUGGGCAGUGUGAACAAUCCCUGUUAUGUUUGUUCAUUUAACCGUUUAAUAUCAAGCAUAAUGCUGGGUGUUGAUAUGAUUUAUUUGUAAGAUUUGACGGUGUUCAGGUCUGAGGAGUGAGCAGUAUUGGGGAAUGUAUUAUUACUCUUGACUGCAUUGAUAUGACAGUAUGAACUGUUUGGCUGUGCUCGUGUCAUGAUGAAUGUUCUUUAUAUGCCUGUCUUAAAAGAAAAUAUACAUUUGAAACCAGACU